ACGCCCAUGGGUUCGGCUGCCUCCUCCUCCUCUUUUCUCCCAGCCUGGGUGCACUUCGGCCUCUUUGCCCCAGCCUGUUCUCUGCCGGCUCAGGUGCACCAUUAGGCCUGCAUAUUCAUUCCAUUAAUCUCAGGGCUUCUCCUGCCCUCCCAUCUUGUUCCUGCAAGGCCUGCUGGUGGCUCCUUCUCCCUCAGGGUGCACCGCAGGUGCAGAAGACACGGGCACCUGCACUGCCCAAGAGGGUGACAAUUUGACACCAUGGCUGGAGGUGAUAAGAGCAUGAAGGCCCUGAGGGAGGUGUGGAGAAGAGCAGAAAACUCAUUGUGUGCAGACUGCGGGAAGCCGGAUCCUGACUGGGCAUCCUCUACCUUGGGUGUCUUUAUAUGCCUUAGCUGCUCAGGAAUUCACCGGAACAUCCCUAGCAUCAGCAAAGUCAAAUCCCUGAAGAUGGACCACUGGGAUGAUGCUCAGGUGCAGUUUCUGGCCAAGCAUGGGAAUGCUGUGACUAAGGCCAUGUAUGAAGCUCACAUCCCUAUUUACUAUUACCAGCCAACCUACAAUGACUGCCAGGUGCUGAGAGAACAGUGGAUACGGGCCAAAUACGAACGGAAAGAGUUCACUGAGCUUGGAAAACAGCUACUGUACACAGAUGGGGUGAAGGAAGGCAUCCUCUGGAAGCGAGGUCGAGACAGUGGGCAGUUCCAACCCCGCAAGUUCCUGUUGUCAGAGAGAGAGGGAUGUCUGAAGUAUUUCACCAAGCAGGAUGCCAAAGAACCCAAAAUCAAUGUCAAAAUAGACGUCAUCAAUGCUACAUUCCAACCAGAGAAGAUUGGGAACCCCAAUGGCUUGCAGAUCACCUAUCUCAAAGACAACAAGACUCGGAAUAUAUUUGUCUACCAUAAAAGUGGAAAGGAGGUGGUGGACUGGUUCAAUGCCAUUCGGUCCGUGCAGUUCCAUUAUCUGAAGGUUGCAUUUCCCAUAGCCAGCGAUAAUGAGAUUAAAAGCCGGCUGACAAGAAACUUCUUGAAGGAAGGAUACAUGGAGAAGACAGGUCCCAAGCAGAGAGAGGCUUUUAAGAAGCGUUGGUUCACACUGGAUCACCGCAGGCUCAUGUACUUCAAGGACCCUUUGGAUGCAUUUGCUAAGGGUGAGGUAUUUGUGGGCAGCAGAGAGAAUGGCUAUAGCGUCCAGAAGGGAUUGCCUUCAGGGACACAAGGCAACUUCUCUUGGCCCUAUGGCAUCACCAUUGUCACGCCUGACCGAGAAUACCUCUUCACCUGCGAGACAGAGGCUGACCAGCUGGACUGGAUCACAGCUUUCACAAGCAUCAUCAACCAGGCCAUGACACCACAGGAAUAUGCCAUUGAAGCCUACUUCAAGUUUAAAUCAUAGGAAGCCGGACAGGAACCUUGCUGUAACUCAACUCUACCUGGUCCUGUUGGGUGGGCUAUCAGAAGAGGAGAGAAGAUUGAUGUCAGAGAAACACAGUGCUAUUGCAGCCUACUCUUUGAAGCACUUUUUUUUUUUUUUUUUUUCUCUCCAAGAACAAUCUUCUUUUUAAGCUGCUUCAAGUCCAAGACUUUGUGAGACUGAAGCCUCAGUGCAAACUGUCAGUGGUAAAUUGCGGUGAUCUGACUGGAUGUUGACAGGCCUUGCCUGUUGAUAGGGCCUCAAAAACUUAGCACUUGCUGUGAUGGACAUGGGACUUAGCAUCACAUUUGCAGAAAACUGCAGGCAGCCUUAUGCAAGAAUGCACAAGGUUUAACCUUGUACAAGAAAACAGCUGCCUUACUGGAGAUAAUGCAGUUGGCUGUAGAGGCUGCUGGACUAGGAGAGACUUUCAUUACAAGAAGUGGCUUCUCUGCUGGUGACAGAGAUGUAAAACAUCUGGUUAUUUAAUCAGCUAGAGCUACAUUUGAAAAAGGUCACGUAAAAGAUUUAAUCUAA
Messenger RNA from Centrocercus urophasianus (Greater sage-grouse), 1947 nucleotides. RefSeq names its product arf-GAP with dual PH domain-containing protein 1-like. Gene Ontology annotation, biological process: positive regulation of GTPase activity. The record is from RefSeq and is a predicted model, not a curated record. The coding region runs from base 259 to 1392 and encodes 377 amino acids. Gene Ontology annotation, cellular component: plasma membrane; intracellular membrane-bounded organelle. Lineage: Eukaryota; Metazoa; Chordata; Aves; Galliformes; Phasianidae. The transcript is spliced from 11 exons. Gene Ontology annotation, molecular function: phosphatidylinositol bisphosphate binding; GTPase activator activity.